Papilio machaon (common yellow swallowtail) is the source of this 4982-nucleotide messenger RNA. RefSeq names its product AT-rich interactive domain-containing protein 2 (gene Bap170). The record is from RefSeq and is a predicted model, not a curated record. The coding region runs from base 2 to 4843 and encodes 1613 amino acids. The transcript is spliced from 37 exons. Gene Ontology annotation, molecular function: DNA binding. NCBI's taxonomy places the organism in Eukaryota, Metazoa, Arthropoda, Insecta, Lepidoptera, Papilionidae. Gene Ontology annotation, biological process: regulation of DNA-templated transcription. Gene Ontology annotation, cellular component: SWI/SNF superfamily-type complex.
AAUGGCUAAAUUUCAAGUAAAUACUAAGUCAAAAGACUAUCUAAGGGACAAGGAAGCGUUUCUUAAAGACUUAAAGCAGUUUAAUGAGAGUAAAAACAUUCCAUAUAAAAUACCGGUUGUCAAUGGAGUGGAAAUAGAUUUGUAUUUGUUUUAUUCGUUGGUUCAACAGCGUGGGGGACUUGGCAAGGUAAAUCAAAAUGACACUUGGGAGUCAUUUUUAAGAUUGCUUAGACUCCCACAUCCAUGUAUCAAUGGAUCUACACUUUUGCGAAGAAUUUACGGAAUGUAUUUGGAAAAGUAUGAGAGGGCAAAAGGUCCUCCAGGUCGGGAUGAUGACAAUGAUAUUGAUGAAGAUCCAAGGAGAGGCCGUGGAGGUGGAAUGCCACGCAUUACUUUUGGAGGUGGCACAUAUAUAUCAGCAUCAGGCGAGGCGCUCCGUACUAACGUAGCACCGAGAAUUGCAGGCCCAUCGGAACGAUUGACACUGUCGCUAUUGUCACCAAUGCCCAAUGAGCAAGACUUUGCUAUUAAUGUGUGCACAGUGUUAGCAGCGGAUCAUAAUAAUCGCCUACCUUUGAGUACAACACCACAUAUCUUGGACUUCUUAUUGGCACAUGCUGGGGUAUAUAAUCAUUCCAGUCUUCGUGAUACGAUUGGUCGAUCUUACUAUGAGGCUCGUGGUCGGUAUCCACAUGAGUUCUGGCAGAUGAGGUCCGGCGGAGGUGGGGCUAAGGAGUUGGCGGAUGAGAGCAAGUUCAUGCAGCCAGGGAUCGAGCAGCCUGAGUUGAUGGUGCAGGCAUUGGCCGCUCAUAAUACUUUGACUGAUUGCUUGAUGCAGGAUGGUGAGGUUCUGGAACUGGAGAAGUUGAUUGAUGAUGGGACUUCGGAUAUGCUAGAAGAUUGGGUGACUGAACCCUCAGAAGAGAACUUGUUGUUUGCGCCCGAGUUGCCCGGGGGCUCAGCUUGUGUGUACACACAGCGAGUGCUGCAAGUCGCCUCUAUCGUGCGUUCUCUCUCCUUCCACGAAGAGAACAUACAGUACUUAGCCAAGAAUACCACACUUAUACGAUUUUUAUUACUCUGUGCCAACUGCUGGGUUGGUACUCUACGUCAGAGUGGAUUGGAUACUCUCGGUAAUGUUUCCACUGAGUUAGUAAUAAAGGAUCCAGCGACGUGUCUCAUCUCGCGUCACAUUCUGUCCACUAUCCAGUCAGCACUGGUGUCACCGGACCGCGCGCGUGUGCUCGCUGCACUGGAAUUGCUUAACAAACUGGCACAGAACGAAGUUAAUGAAGAUGCACUUCUCAAAGCAUUGGAAGCUAAGGUGUACAGUGACGUAUGCGCAUUGCUAACACUGCGCGAUAUAAUGGUGCUGGUGUGUACUCUGGAGUGCGUGUACGCGCUCACCUCACUCGGAGAUCGAGCUUCGGAAGCUGUGGCCCGCGUGCCUGGACUUAUACACACGCUUGUGUCACUUGUCACUGUUGAGGCACAGAGCUACGGUCCAAGAGCUUGCAUUCUGAUGCGCGUGGUGGAGACGGUCAGCGGGCCCAGCCCCAUGCCCGCGGACAGGGACCCUGCGCCCCCACCUCCCCCAUUGGCUCAAGUAUCAAAACCGGCAGUUGAGCCUGUUGCGCAAACACCGCCUGCGCAGGCGCAGACCUCCCCCGUCUCCUCCAUACAACAGUCACACAUACAGCAACGAACCAUACAGGAGAACGAGCACUUCGCUCAGGCGUGGCUGCGGUCGACGUACGAGCCGCUGGGUGCGGGCGACAACAGCGCGUGUGAGGCGGCCGAGGUGUACCGCCAGUACCUCGCCUGUUGCACCAAGCUCGGCCGCAAGGGUGUCAUUGCGCCCGCGCACUUUCCACGACUAGUCAGGACCGUGUUCGGGGGCACAGUGGGUCCCAAUUCGAUCACAACAGCGACUGGUGAGACGCAACAGGCGUACAUUGGAAUACGCGCCAGGAAUCCACAAAAUAGACCCAAUCCACCUGCAGGACCGUCAUCGCCUAUUUUGAAAGCCCAGUUGACCAACAAGCCCGGUACUGUCGAAGUUAAACCGGUUGUGGUACAAGCUCAGACGGCGAGCCCUGCGCCGGCGCAGCAUCCACAUCUGUCGCAAGCGCUCGACGCGCCCUCCAACACGACUCUCAUCAAACACCUGCUCGCCCACAAAGUAAGCCCAGCCCCGCACAAGCAAGUAGCACAAAGGCAACAGAGUCAACAAAGAGUUGUCGCACCUUCUACAUCCAAUGCUGUUGUACAACCCAGUGUAUCGGGAAUGGAGGUAGAUCCAGAGGCGUUAAUUAAAUGUACGACAAUAACUCCGGGAGGUGUUGCCAGUAACACGCCCGCCUUGCAGGGAGAUAAGGUGGUGAUUACAUCAGAAGAAGUUUUAGCACCGAAAGAGGAACCUGUACAAAUACAAAUAGAUGAUCAAACACAAUUGACUAUAAAAACUGCCCAAAAUAAAAUGCUAGCUGACCUGCUAGAGAAAAAAUCAAAUCCACCUGUUCAAGUUGUACAAAUGAACCCGCAAAUAAACGCACCGACCAUACAAAUAACAGAAACCGGUCAAAUAGUACAAGUGAAAUCUGAAGCGAACCCGGUCAUACAAAUAAACGCAGACACUGGCAGUUCAUAUUUUCAAAUAAAGAACGAACAAGGCCAAUUAAUUCAAAUUAAGAACGAACAAGGCCAGAUAAUACAGCUAAAGAACGAUCAGAUACAGAAUUCGAUGUUGCAAUUCAAGAACGAUCAGGGUCAGAUCGUUCAGAUUAAGAACGACGGUCAGAAUUUACAGGCCGGUCAGAUUUUGCAGCAAAGUGUCAUACAAACGGCUAAGAAUGAAAAGGAUCAGAUUAUGGAGACUGUGGUGACUGAUCAUUCCUAUACUGAGCCGCCUACGAAAAAGAUAAAGGUGGAAGAGAAACGAGAGGGCAAUACACCUCAAGAGAGUGUUUCAAAGACAGCAGCUAACUUGUACGCCGCGUUAGCAGCAUCAGCGUUAGAAGACGAGGAAGAUCUGCGGCCUGGACUCAUGUUACCUGGAACUCUACGCAAGCUACCAAAUAAACAAGAACCCGGAGAAGUUCCGCCUCCGGUUAUGGUCGCAGGUUCAUCUGAUACUGGAUCUGUUAUAAUACAGGAGCCAUUGCUUCAGGUGCAUCAACCGAGUAUACAAGUUCAGCAACCUACCAUGCAAGUACAACAACCAACUUUGGUUCAACAACCGACUAUGCAGAUGCAGAGCUCUACAAUGCAAAUGCAGCAACCAACGUUACAAAUGCAGCAACCCAUGCUGCAAGUUCAACCUAUGGACGUUCAGAAUAUUCUAGCGUCGCAGUCCGGACAGAUUAUACUGCAAGGUGGUUUGGGUUACAUAGCCCAGAAUAUACCUGGAAAUAUGAUGCAGAAGACGAUUAUAAUUGUCCAAGGUCCUACAGGUGGAGGUCCACUUACUCUUACGGUGAACAACCCAGCGGGUCUGGACGAGGCGACUCUAAACAGCCUUAUUACCCAAGCAACAGAGGCGAUAACUCAACAGCAAAUUAUCCAGAACACGGGCGUAAUACAGUCAACUCAGAGGGUGAUUGUGAGUCAACCGACACUAGUGAGCACUUCACAGCCCAUCACUAUGGUCAAAACGGCCAUAGCACAGAAUACGCCACAAAUAACGGCGAGCCAACAACCAAUAAUAACAUCUCAGCCCCAACCACACAAAGCACAAAUUGUCACUUCACAAACCCAACAAAUUGUCGUAUCGAAACAGGCACCGGCAUUGAUCAGUACAUCAACAAGCAACCAGAUGGGCGGCAACCAAAUUAUACAAGGCGGCAACCAAAUUAUACAAGGCGGCAACCAAAUUAUACAAGGCGGCAACCAAAUUAUACAAGGCGGCAACCAAAUUAUACAAGGGAAUCAACAAAUUAUUGCCGUAUCAAACAAUCAGCAGAUCAUAAUGAACGCUCCAUUGAAACCCGGUGUGCAUAGAGUAAUGCAGCCGCAGAGGAGUCAAGUGGUCAAUACGGUCACACAGCCUGUGGUAUCGCAGAGUGAAGCUAAAUCAACUGUAAUACAGAGCAGUCCCAAACCACAGCAACCGAUCAUGCGACAAGUGAUCACUCGACAACCAAUAAUGGUGGGAAAUACCAAAAUCGGUGACAAAGAGGUAGUCACUCAAACUGUUGAGAAGCCACCGACACCGAAGCCGACUGUGACACCGCCCCCAGUGGCGUCCACGUCACUGUCAGCUGAUGACACGCCAUGGAUAUGUCAUUGGAGAGGUUGUGGCAAGUCCUUCUCUAACGCAUCAGAGGUGUUUACUCACGCUGCGCGGACACAUUGCCCGACUGCGGCGGGCGGCGAGGCGGCCUGUAUGUGGCUGGACUGCGACCGCGUGCCUCGGAAGACAUUUGCCCUCCUCAAUCACCUCACAGACAAGCAUUGCACGCCCGCUGCAUUAAAGGCGAUAUUCAAUUCUCGUCGUCACGCGCUGGCGGAGGCGGAGGCGGGCAAGCCCGUGUCUCUGGGCUAUCCGCCCAACGCCGCACUCGCUGCACUCAACAAGCACGCUACAGAUAUGUUCAACCCGAGAGAAUUGAUGCACAGGGCCGAGCUCAGUCGCACGCCGGAGCAAUUGGAUGAAAACGAAGGACCUGUUACUAAGAGUAUACGAUUAACAGCUGCUUUGAUUCUGAGGAAUAUCGUUAUUUAUUCCAAUACCGGAAGACGACAAUUGCGUACUUACGAAGCGCAUCUUGCGUCAAUUGCGCUUAGUACGGUGGAAGCUUCGAGAACGAUUGCCCAAGUUUUAUACGAUAUGAACAAUAUUUGAGAAUCACUUGACGGCUCAAAGCCGAAACAAAGAUAGCGGAAUUAAAACCCGCGUGACGUCAUAAUGACGUAACGUAUGUGACACGUGACGUGACUGUGUUUUUGUUGGCAACACUGACUUUGAAAUUGACAAAUUAUUG